Messenger RNA from Zerene cesonia (dogface butterfly), 1137 nucleotides. RefSeq lists its product as uncharacterized. The coding region runs from base 52 to 879 and encodes 275 amino acids. The transcript has 2 exons. NCBI's taxonomy places the organism in Eukaryota, Metazoa, Arthropoda, Insecta, Lepidoptera, Pieridae. The record is from RefSeq and is a predicted model, not a curated record.
AUCGCAGGAAAUGGUCUUAGGUGUUUGAACAGUGAAUAAAGUGAAGUGACAAUGAUUGGAAAAAAUGUGCUGGUUAUUAGUGCGUUUGUGCUGUACAAUACAAUAGUUCUAAACGCUUCGAUCCAAGAAACCGACGCGAACAAUGUUGGAGUGAAUGAUGAAUUGAAAAACUUCGCAAGUGCUGACCGGACAGGGCGAUCCCUCCACAAGGAAUGCAACAACAGUCUCAGUGCUAAAUGUGUUAAAAUCCACGUCCUAUCUUUCCUAGAGGACUUGAGCUCUCGUGAUGAGCUACCUCUUUUACCGGGACUGAGCAUUGUCAAAGAAAUGAAAGCGAACAUUUCUAGUCCAGAAGAAAUAGCAGCGGAAUUAUCCAGACAGUUCCCUGGAAAGCCAGAUGAGAAGUUAAAUAGGUUCCUAUUGUAUCGCUUGCAAAACUAUUUGGAUAGUCAUUCGUUAAGGUAUAGGCUGUUGGAUCCAAAAACUUCGGAUGAUGCUCUUAAGAUGGCGAACGAAGAAACGGAGACUGGAAGGAGGAGAAAAGUGAGGGGAGGCGGUGGUGGUGGCGCCUUACUUGCCGCAGCAUUGAUGAUGAAAGGAACUCUCGCAGCAGCAGCCCUUGGAGCAUUAGCAUUAUUAGCCGGUAAAGCAUUGAUGACAGCCCUCAUGUCUCUACUGCUUUCUGCUCUCGUCGGUCUCAAGGGUAGUGGCGGGAAAUCCACAACCUACGAAAUAAUAACCAAGCCUGAGGUCUCACAUCAUCAUUCUCACAGCCAAGAGGAGCAUCACGAACAUGAGCAUGGCCAUCAUGGAGGGUAUAGAAGAGCAUAUGAUAGUAAUAAUUAUAACAGCUAUAUGCCGUAUGACGCGACUGCAUAGGGUUGUCAACUUCUAAACUAUACAAAACACAUUUCUUAUUGAAUUAGGAAUAGUAAUUUUAAUGGAUUAGGGUCAUUGUUUUAAUUUGUUUUUUGUAAAUUUUUUCUAUUUAUUUAUUUAUUAUUUAGUAUUAAAUACUGUUGUAAGGAACUUUGUUUUGUAUAAUAAUACAGUUGAUUAUGCUAUGAGUAUACACUCAGUGGUAAAUAUAGUUAGAGUAAUAUUACCUUAUUUUAUCACAUAUUAUGUAAAAGUUAA